This is a messenger RNA of Impatiens glandulifera, 396 nucleotides long. Its product is annotated as LOB domain-containing protein 24-like. The record is from RefSeq and is a predicted model, not a curated record. The transcript has a single exon. Lineage: Eukaryota; Viridiplantae; Streptophyta; Magnoliopsida; Ericales; Balsaminaceae. Bases 1 to 396 code for a protein of 131 amino acids.
AUGGUGAUCAGUGGUUCGUGUGCUGCGUGCAGACACCGUCGGAAGAGAUGCAAACCUAACUGCGUGUUCAAAGCGUAUUUCCCAGCUGACAACCCCCAAAAGUUCGCGGAUAUCCAUAAGGUCUUAGGUGCAAGAAAAGUUGGCGAGUUCAUCGAAAGUUUGCAGGCAUCUCACUACUCUCAAUCUCAGUGCCAAGAAGCCAUCGAAAGCCUCUCCUACGAAUCCUCAUGCCGAAUCAAUGAUCCUGUUUUUGGAAUUGUCAGCCUACUCUGCGCACUUGAGGCCGACUUACAUAAAUUCAAAAACCAGUUAGACAUCGUCAACAAGGAAAUCGAAGCCCUCCAAGCCACCGACGCCGUUCUUCCCACCAAUCAAGUCGCCGCCCCUGAGGCAUAA